AUGAAUUCAACUACUGAUGACAAAAAUAAUCUUACUGAAAAUAAUGAAAGUCUUAUCAAUGAGUGUAAUUCACCAACUACUUUAUGUCACAACUCUCUCAUCAACUCAUCAUUCUCACCAUCAUCUUCAUGUGUUACAGAUUUAUGUGCUUGGUGUCAGAAACCAAAUCUUCAAACUUAUAAAUAUAAUUCAUUUUAUCAAUCUGUUAAUUUAAACAACACUAAAUAUAAAAUAAAACCUGUACCAGUUUGUUGUUCACAAGUAUGUUUUGAUAAUUUACGUCGUGCUUAUUUUAAAAAUCGUCGCAAUCAAUUAAAUAGUCAAUUAUUAAAUGACAUACCUGCUAUGGUAAUUUCUGGUCGAUUACCAUAUACAUCAGAUUCGGAUAAAGAAAAACUCGAUUGUAAAAGACAAUCAACUUUACCUUAUAAUUCAAAUGCUAGUUGCAGCUCACCAGCUACUAUUACCAAUAUUACUACUACUAAUAAUAAUAAAUUAUCAUCAAAGAAACGAUUAUAUAAUCAGUAUUCUGAUCAACAGCAUCAUUCAUUACAAGAUAAUGUUCAUAAAUCUUCUGCAAAUAAUUCUCAAGGGUCAAAUUAUGAUUUAUUUUCAAAUUUACAACUAUAUUCACAAUUGAACAAUUACAUAAAUAAAGAUAAUAAUAAUAUGUCUAUUCCAUUAUAUGAUUAUAUUAUACAACAUUUUGAUAUGAAUCAAUUUAGAAAUAUCAUAAAUAGAAAUCAUAUUCCUAGUACAACUAUAACUAAUACAAAUGCUACUAUUAAUAUCAAUACUAAUCAUGAUAUAAAUAUGAAUCCUAUAACAAUUAAUAAUUUAAAUAAUGAAAUAAUCAAUUCUAAUCUGGAAUAUAAUAAUCAAUUAAAUGAUCGUAAUAUAGAAAUGAUGAAUAUAAUAAAUCAAUUAUUAAUGUCUUCAAGUAAUAAUAAUAAUAACAGUAAUAAUAAUAACAAUCAUAUAAUUACUACUAAUAAUAAUAUAAAUAAUUUAAAUCAAUUCUUAAUUGUCCCAAUACCUAUACCAAUAUUUAAAAUGGCACCAAAUAUAUUAAAAAUAUUACAUCAAUAUGGUUAUCAUUCAAUAAAUUCAUGUAAAUAUUAUUAUAAUAAACAAUUUAAUAUAGAUGAAACAAAUCAAAUAAUAAAUUUAAAUAAAUUUAUAUUGAAUAACAAUAUAAGUAGUAUAAAUAAUUUAAUUGAAAAUAAUUAUAAACAAAUGAAUGAAUUAAACAAAACACAAUUUAUUCAUUAUAUUAAUAAAAAUGAUGAAAAAGCAUUAGAUUUAAGUUUAUCAAACAAUAAAAUAACUUCUUAUCUAAAUAAAAAAACAUUAAAACAAAGAACUUUAAAUCAUAAAUAUCAAUAUCAAAAUAAACGUUAUUUGAAUAGGAAAUUAUUAAAACAAACAUUAUUAUCAGGCAUAUAUAAAUUAAUUCAUCCUAUAACAAAACAUUGCUAUACAGUUAAAAUUAUACCUAUUAAAUGA
Molecule: messenger RNA, 1506 nt
Organism: Schistosoma spindalis
Lineage: Eukaryota; Metazoa; Platyhelminthes; Trematoda; Strigeidida; Schistosomatidae
Source: the annotation of a GenBank genome assembly